Messenger RNA from Contarinia nasturtii (swede midge), 1839 nucleotides. Its product is annotated as signal transducer and transcription activator-like. The transcript has 9 exons. Lineage: Eukaryota; Metazoa; Arthropoda; Insecta; Diptera; Cecidomyiidae. Gene Ontology annotation, molecular function: RNA polymerase II cis-regulatory region sequence-specific DNA binding; DNA-binding transcription factor activity, RNA polymerase II-specific. Gene Ontology annotation, biological process: regulation of cell population proliferation; defense response; regulation of transcription by RNA polymerase II. The record is from RefSeq and is a predicted model, not a curated record. The coding region runs from base 1 to 1830 and encodes 609 amino acids.
AUGUCAUUGAUUGGUGAUGUUGAAAUGCAUACAAUCGACGAACAGCUUCAUAAUUUAAGUUGUACGAUCGAAAGAUGUGAUAUAUCUAUUCAAGAAUAUCGAAAAGAGAUAAAAUACGUCGUAUAUACGCGAAAGUUACAAGAAUUGAAAAAUUCACCGAACCCACCGCAGAGUGGAAUUCAGAUUAGUAUUGAUAGCUGGAAUGAAAGCAUACAAAAAAUCAAUCAGUACAGAAUCAUGAUCGGCAAAUCAAUCGAAAACAUUUGCGAUUCAUUAAUUAACAUUGAAACUAUGGUUGAUCAUCAAUUGUGCAAAUGGAAACGAGAUCAAUUAAUGACCUGUUAUGGUGAUUGUAAUACAACGACGAAAAUCGAUCCCAACGAAAAAAACUCAAAUCUCAAGAAAGUCCUCGAUGGCAUUCAGAUGCGUUAUGAAUAUCUUUUAAACAGCGUCGUGAAUGCACGCAAACUUUUAAACGUCAUUAAUUACACACACAUCGAUGCAAAAAUAACCGACGUAUUGGAACAGGAAAACACAAAAAUUAAUAAUCUCAUGCAUAAAAUGGUAUCGAAUAGUUUGAUCUUAGAGGAACAACCGACACAGGUUAUCAAAAAGGAUGUCAGAUUCGCGGCGAGUGUUCGUCUACUAUUGCCCAACUUUAUUAAAAUGGAUAAGGAUGAUUCAACUGUUAAGGUGUCGCUAUUAUCGACAUCUCAAGCUCAAUUGCAACACAAUUGUGCAUUUCCAUUGGAAGAAUCAUCUGGCGAGGUUGUUACUCAAACGGCAAAUUUUACAAAAGAUCGAUCGAAUCCAGAACGUGUUACGUGCAAGCUACACAAUAUGCAAAUAUCCAAAGUGGAAAGAAGAACUGGAAAGAAGACAAACGUUAAUGUAACGGAUGAAAAAUUCGCCUUGCUCUUUAAAUCCAAAUUUCAAAUCGACGGCACACCAUUGAAUCUUUGGACCCUUUCACUGCCAAUUGUUUUCACCGUCCAUGUAAUACAAGAACCUCACGCGUAUGCCACAAUCUUUUGGGAUAAUAUGUUUUUUGGCGAAAAUCGCAUUCCCUUUACUGUUUCCGAUCGAGUGCCAUGGCAGAAAAUGGAAUGGGAAUUGAGUGUAAAAUUUUAUCAUCUGACGGGCUGCCUUUUAUCCAAAGAACAUUUGCAUCAUUUGUAUGAAAAAUGUUGUGCAGCAAAUCUAGUAGAAAAUGAUGAAAUAUCUUGGUUAGAUUUUGGAAAAACUAAAAUAUACGAUCAAUUUCCAUUCUGGGAUUGGUUUUACGCAAUUUUGAAACUUACUCGUGAAUAUCUUAGAGACGCUUGGAAGAACGGAUUAAUUGAAGGGUUCGUUAGCAAAAGUAAGGCCGAAAAAAUGUUGCUCGAUUGUCAGCCGGGGACGUUUUUAUUUCGAUUUUCCGACACUGAACUGGGUGGUAUCUCAGUUGCAUGGGUCGAAGAAAAUGACGGAAUGCUGGAAGUAAAACAUCUGGCACCAUUUAUAAAUAGAGACUUUGAAAAUAAUGAUAAACGACCAAAUAAAGAAAAUGUUCGCAAAAUUGGGGAUCUGAUCAAACAUAUAAAAGAGUUUAUUUAUAUCUAUCCUGGAAUUCCAAAGGACAAAGCUUUUCGAAAACAUGUUACAACAACUUCAACCAAUGUUAAAACGAAUGGCGACUAUGUCAAUUUAAAACGCCUGUUUGUUGUGCCAUCUGAGCGACCGAUCGUCAGUUAUUCCAAUUCGCCUAAUAUGACAUCAGUUUCAAGCGAUAGAUUCGAUGUUCCACAACCAGUAAUCACACAACGAUCCUUUGAUCCCAAUCAAAUGUGACAAUGACGC